UCGCGACAUUUCACACUUUAUUAGAGAGUUGCAGGAAGAUGGCGCCUGUUGUGACGGGGAAAUUUGGGGAGCUCCCUCAGCCAAAGCGCCUGACCAGAGAGGCGAUGCGUAAUUACCUGAAGGAGAGAGGAGAUCAGACCGUGCUUAUUCUACACGCAAAAGUCGCACAGAAAUCCUACGGCAACGAGAAGAGGUUCUUCUGCCCGCCCCCGUGUGUGUACCUGAUGGGCUGCGGCUGGAAGAAGAAAAAGGAGCAGAUGGAGAGAGAGGGCUGCUCGGAGCAGGAGGCACAGCCCUGCGCCUUCAUCGGCAUCGGGAACAGCGAUCAGGAAAUGCAGCAGCUCAACCUGGAGGGCAAGAACUUCUGCACAGCUAAGACUCUGUACAUCUCAGACUCGGAUAAGAGGAAGCACUUCAUGCUGACGGUGAAGAUGUUCUACGGGAACAGUGCAGAGAUCGGCGUGUUCCUCAGCAAGCGCAUCAAAGUCAUCUCCAAGCCUUCCAAGAAGAAACAGUCUCUGAAGAACGCAGACCUGUGUAUAGCGUCAGGCACUAAAGUGGCUCUGUUUAACCGCUUGCGCUCUCAGACGGUCAGCACUCGGUACCUCCAUGUGGAGGGAGGAAACUUCCACGCCAGCUCUCAGCAGUGGGGCGCGUUCUACAUCCACCUGCUGGAUGACGAUGAGUCUGAGGGAGAGGAGUUUACGGUCAGAGAUGGAUAUAUCCACUACGGUCAGACGGUGAAACUGGUGUGUUCUGUCACGGGCAUGGCUUUACCGCGUCUGGUCAUCCGUAAGGUGGAUAAGCAGACGGCAUUAAUGGAUGCAGACGAUCCUGUGUCUCAGCUACACAAGUGUGCGUUUUACCUGAAAGAUACUGAGCGCAUGUACCUGUGUCUGUCUCAGGAGCGUAUCAUUCAGUUCCAGGCGACGCCGUGCCCCAAAGAGACGAAUAAAGAGAUGAUUAACGACGGCGCGUCGUGGACGAUCAUCAGUACGGAUAAAGCCGAGUACACGUUCUACGAGGGCAUGGGUCCAGUCACACACCCCGUCACACCUGUACCUGUGGUGGAGAGUUUACAGCUGAACGGUGGCGGUGACGUGGCCAUGCUGGAGCUGACGGGACAGAACUUUACUCCGAACCUCAGGGUGUGGUUUGGUGACGUGGAAGCCGACACCAUGUACAGGUGCGGCGAGAGCGUCCUCUGCGUGGUUCCCGAUAUCUCGGCGUUCCGUGAGGGGUGGCGCUGGGUUCGCCAGCCCGUCCAGGUUCCCGUCACGCUGGUGCGCAACGACGGCAUCAUCUAUUCCACGGCGCUCACCUUCACAUACACGCCCGAGCCGGGGCCCCGCCCACACUGCAGUGCCGCCGGAGCCAUCCUGCGCUCAGGCUCCGCCUCUUCACCGUCCUCCUCCUCAUCGUCCUCCUCUUUGUCUUCAUCAUCGUCGUCUUCGUCCGGCCUCGUGCUGCAGUCCAGGAUCGACAGUCAGCCCGGAUACGCGACCGCCACCGGCGUCUCUUCAUCGUCCUCAUCGUCCUCGGCCAUGUCCGUGUCCCAACCUUGUUAAAGGGACAGCAGCGCCACCUGUCGGAUUCUCUUAUAAAGGACAACGAUGUUGCGCAAUAGGAUGAAACUCCGAGACGGCUCUCUGCUUUUACGUUUUUUUUUUUUAAAUUUUUUUAUUCUUUCACGGAACUGAAAUGAGACAAAACUAUUCACAGGUGAAGAAAACGCUCCCGUUCCUCCGCGGAAGGAGAAGAAAAAAAACUAAACCUUAUCACAUAGGAAUAUAGUUUUCAACCAAGGACCAAGGAAUAUUAUUAUUGUUGUUAUUGUUAUUAUUAUUAUUAUUAUUUUUUAUUGAUGUAUAAUUUUAUAAGCUUUAGCUAAAGGUACAUUUUUCACUUUUUUUUUCCUCUCUCAGUUUUAUAACAUUUUUAGUAACCUUUUGUUACCAAAUUGUUUUGUAUAUUUUUUCACGAGCAUUUGUGCUCGGAAGUAUAAAAAAGAAAAAAAAAACAAAACAAAAAAAAGUAGAAGGGUUCAUGUGGAUUUACUCUCAUGAGCUCUUCGUCAUAGCUGCCUUUUAAUCCUCCUCGGCGACUGCCUUAAACCUUUCUCGACUUGUACCAGCGUUUUUAAUUUCUAAUUUUAUUUUUUUAAUACUGUUUUUACAUUGUGCAAAAAUUUCCCUGUUUUUUUUUUUUUUUUUUUAAGUAUUAUUGUGUGUGUGUGUGUGUGUGUGUGCGCGCGAGUGUGUGAGAGAGUUUUGGGAGAUGGUGGCUUUACUCGUUAUUUUCAUUUUUUUAACACAAAAGCUUUAACUUGCUCGUCCUGCCAUCGAGUUACAACCCGCCCUGUGUUAUAAAUUGUUUUGUUGCCUCCCCUUCACAAAUCCGCUUGAGUAAUGCACUUAGACCUCAAGCGAAACGAGGUCACGAUAGUAUCGGAGCUUCCAGGACACGAGUAAAGAGACGUCCGUCCGUCCCUGAUCUGGUCCACACAGACGCUGCGCGAGUCCAGGGGCGUCUGUUAGUGUAUUUAUAAACCCUCGUCUACACGAUCGACUUUCCCCUGAACGUUUACCUCAGCCUGGAGACGGCUUCCUGAGAGGCGUUCUGAAUAAGGGAAGAAAUGUUUUGUGUCUGGAGAGUUUUUUUGGGGGGGACAGACUGAGACCUGAACAGACACUCGAAGUCGAUGAACACCAAGCUUGCUUUAGUGAGAACGCAAAAGUGUUUUGGAUUCUGUAUUUUUUAUUUUUUUUAAAAAUUGGAACAGAUGCGGCUCAGAUCAUUGCAAGUGUAAAACUGUGAAGAUUUAAUUCGGAAUCUUGCAGCAGAACCAUGAUAACAGUUUGCGAAUUUGAACAGAUUAUAAUAGCAGAAAACGUUCCACCAACUUGAGCGGUUUUGCUUUUAUUCGUUUUUUAUUAUUGUCUAGCAGAGGUGGGAGAUAACUGGGUACAGCGGUAUCUCUGCAUACAGGUUUAAUCUGUUAAUUAAUCCGGAGGCGAGUUCUUAAGGUGAAAUUUCAUAUUGUGAAACGCAUUGUCCCAUAGGAAAUAAUGUAAACGCAAAUAAUCCGUUCCAGCCGCCCCAAAAUAUUACAAAUGUUUCCAGUUUCCAACACUAAAAUCAUAUUUUUGCAUAUAAAAACCAUCAAAACAUUUAGAAAAGACACGUAAAUGAAGUAAAAUAUCUAGACAUUAAAGCUCACCUAACCUUAAUUUAUGAUUCCUCCCGGCACCGACCGGCUUUACAAACCAAACUAAAAGCAGCUCUCUUUUCUUCUCGCUACCAUCCUUGAUAACAUUUUCGAGACUCCUGGUGCUAUAUCCUGCCAAAAAAUGCACCCACAUUUGACUUUUCACUGAUGCAGACGUGUUUUUAUCCAGUUCUUAAGGCGGAAAUUCAUGUUUUUAUCUUGAGGUACUGCUGUACAUGUACCUCUGUUACUGUACUUAAGUACAUACUUCAUACUUUUAUUAGAUGAUACUUUUUACUUUCACUUUGCUACAUAGUACAUCAAAUACCUGUACUUGUACUUAACCACGUUUCACAGUCGCCCGAAUCCCAGCGUUUAAUCUUUAAACCAGAAGUUUGUUUGAAUUGCAAACGAACAGCGUGAUGGUGUGUGAAUGGAGACGGGAAUUCCCAGUGAAAACCGUCAUGUCUAAUGUGUGUAGACUCCGGUUCAGUCUCUGCCUUUAUAAGUCUUAGGUUAGUCUAUAGACGCGCUUUAGACCGAGCCUCCUGCUCUUGUUUUAAUCUUUGUUUUUCUGUCAUGUUCUUGUCCGUCCAUGUGCUCUUCGGUCUGUGUGUGUGUGCCACCUUAUGUUCAGCUAUGUGUCCAGAACCUCUGCACUUUCUUACUCUUUAUUGACUCACUGUUUGUUUGUUUUUUCUGGCAGCUGAAACGAGCCCUUUGUGCCUACGUGAACUCUACACCCUCUUACUAGUGGCCGCCCCAAUCUCGUAUCUCAUCACCACUCUCAAACUCGUACCGAACCUAAAGGUCAAUGUUUCUAAAGGUCAUGACUCGUUUAUUUCAGUGUUAUUUGGUCCAGCUGUGGUUGAGUAGGGUUCCUGACACGCCUUGUCCACUAAUCCCUCCCCAAGAUGCCCAUGGAACUUAUCGGAGACGUCAUUCUGCCUGUCCGGCACUUUUAAAAGGAAAUGCGCUUCUCCUGUUGUAGCGUAUAAAGUGUAAAUGUGCAGCGAAACAUUUCAAAUCUACCGUUUUAUACCUCUAACUUUGUACCUGUUGCUAGUUAGCGGUGAUUAGUCUUCCGAAGGAGCGUCAAGCAGCCGAUUAGCAAGGUGUCUCGCUAACUUUGUCCACAACCAAAACUCGUUAUGGAGCUAGGUGGUGAUUUUUUUUCCCCCACUUUUUCUGUUUUAUUUUUUUUUUAAACCCACAUUUACUUUCAAAACAUCUACAUACAGACUUCAAGGGGUGGAGCCUAAGAACAAGGCACAGCAGCCUUUCUAUACAUCCUUUAUAGAUGACAGGAAGUCCCAGGUGCAUCUUAAACCCAAUCGGGACACAAGUCCAAAGAGCUGGGUGUGGUCAGAGGAGGAGACUUACCUGUAUGUGUGUUUAAAAAAAAAAAAAAAAAUUAUUAUUAUUUGUCAGCUAGUUAAAUUUGCUACGUAGCUCCUGGACGCGAACCUAAUCGACUACGAGUAGAUUAAAAGAGACUGAAUGACCUUCAUCAAGGUCGUGCUGAAUUUUUUUUCUAUUUAACGAGAAUUAUUUCCUCACUUUGUCCACUGUGCUUGCCUUAACGAUCCACCAUGAGCGAAACAGUUCUCCUAAAAAUAUAAAAACGCAGUUUGCCAAAACAUUGCCACUUCUCGCCGAGCUCAAACAGACGUGUCCAAAACCUGUCGCCUUGGAUCGGUCUUAAAUGUGUGUACUGUGUGUGUGUGUGUGUGUGUGUGCGUGCUGUAAGCCAAGAUUCCAGACUGUUUGUGCUCUUUCCACUCAGGAGGUUACGAGUGCUAACGCUCCGGAGGGCUAGUGCACGUGUAGCCUCACUGAAAAUAAAUAAAUGUAACGGAUGCAAUACACGUCAAUAUCAGCGUCAAAAAAGAAAGAAGGGGCUGUGUUUUAAUUUUCGGAUCCACUUUGGGGGCGGUUCUGUCGCUUUAUCCCCUCGUGCGAGUGGAAGAGGGGUCGAGUCGACGUCAGUGGAGCAAUAAAAUACUUAACAGAUGAA
This is a messenger RNA of Clarias gariepinus (North African catfish), 5225 nucleotides long. RefSeq names its product recombination signal binding protein for immunoglobulin kappa J region a (gene rbpja). The coding region runs from base 39 to 1568 and encodes 509 amino acids. Gene Ontology annotation, molecular function: RNA polymerase II cis-regulatory region sequence-specific DNA binding; DNA-binding transcription activator activity, RNA polymerase II-specific. Gene Ontology annotation, biological process: Notch signaling pathway; regulation of transcription by RNA polymerase II. Gene Ontology annotation, cellular component: MAML1-RBP-Jkappa- ICN1 complex; nucleus. The record is from RefSeq and is a predicted model, not a curated record. NCBI's taxonomy places the organism in Eukaryota, Metazoa, Chordata, Actinopteri, Siluriformes, Clariidae. The transcript is spliced from 11 exons.